Megalops cyprinoides (Indo-Pacific tarpon) is the source of this 4415-nucleotide messenger RNA. RefSeq names its product adenylate cyclase 3a (gene adcy3a). Gene Ontology annotation, molecular function: adenylate cyclase activity. NCBI's taxonomy places the organism in Eukaryota, Metazoa, Chordata, Actinopteri, Elopiformes, Megalopidae. Gene Ontology annotation, cellular component: plasma membrane. The record is from RefSeq and is a predicted model, not a curated record. The transcript has 21 exons. The coding region runs from base 990 to 4349 and encodes 1119 amino acids. Gene Ontology annotation, biological process: cAMP biosynthetic process; intracellular signal transduction; adenylate cyclase-activating G protein-coupled receptor signaling pathway.
GGGGAUCGAAGGGAAAGGAAGAGCUGUUCCGUGUUUUCUGCGGAGGACAGCGAGUCGUAAAAAUGCUUCAAAGAAACCCUUGAACUUAACACCUGGGAGAAGGGGACUACUGCACUCAGCUGAAACCGUUUUUAUGAAAAGCGUGAUGUCAAGAGGAAAGGAGGUUGAAAGUAUUUUGUGAAGCCAUGGAGAAUAUAGAACCCUUUACUGGCCGCAGUGCUUCCUGCAUCCAAUGUUCACAGUGUGUGCGAGAUUUUACCAUGGAAACCCAGAGCCAACGAUGGUGUCGGCCUCGGCGGAUUGGAGGCGGAGAAAGAGCCGACUAUGUAAACAACAAUUAAUUUUAAAAUAUUACAGUUUUUACCAAAAUCUCUAGUGCAUUGAAAGCCUUCGUGGACACUUGGCAUCUUCAGACCCCGAAGAAUGGGGGCGAAUAGAAUAGUGUAACAUCAUAGCUAAUUAUAGUUCUGCAAUAAUGGACAUUUCUAAGCGAUGACAAUGAAAAGUCCAGCUCAGAUUUGGGCGGUUUAUACCGUAUCUGUGGAUGAGGUACGGAUGUGUCUGAUUUAAAAAGCAUCACAGUGGACGUAGUAUUAUAAACGAGGCCCGGUUCCAACCUAUGCUCCAUCCAUUUGAUAGGCUAGAUUGUAUUUCCGUUGACCGGUGGCAUGAAGGAAAACGCAACGACAUCCGGAUGCAAAGCAAAUUCACGGUGCACUAACAGGUGUCGGUAAGAACGUUUAAUAAACAUGCUAUUAACAUGUAAUUGAAACCAGUUUCAACAUGCAAGGAUUGACAAUGAAGACGUCACCAGGAAACGAUACAACAGUGAGUUAAACAACUAGAACAGUCGUGCUGUAUGCUGAAUUCAAAUGAAAACCGGAUGGAUAUUUAGGGAUUUGCUGCUACGACCCAAGGAUUUCAUUACACCUGGAAACCUCCAUAAGAGAUUCGCACCUUAAAAAGGCCAAACAGAGAACGUGUUAGAAAUGCCGCGGAACCGGGCUUUUUCCGAGCCGGAGUGCUCGGCGGAGUAUUCGGCGGACUGCUCAGUGACUCUCCCCUCCGACCCGGGCCAGGCCGUGGGCCGCACGCAUGAGGUGACGGUGCGCAGCUCCGGGUGCUGCCUGUGCCUGCCGCGCUUCAUGCGGCUCACCUUCGCACCCGAGUCGCUGGAGAACCUGUACCAGACCUACUUCCGGCGGCAGCGGCACGAGACCCUGCUGGUGCUGGUGGUGUUCGCGGCCCUGUUUGACUGCUACGUCAUCAUCAUGUGCGCGGUGGUGUACACCGGCGACAAGCUGGCCACCAUGCUGGUGGCGGCGGUGGGGCUGCUCACCCACGUCCUCCUCUACCUGUUCUGCCGCCUGGGCCUGCUGCCGGACCGCGUCGCCCGCCGGGUGGUGCCCUACGCCCUCUGGGUGCUCAUCGCUGCGCAGAUCUUCUCCUACCUGGGCCUGAACUUCGCCCGCUUCCACCAGGCCAGCGACACGGUGGGCUGGCAGGCCUUCUUCGUCUUCUCGUCCUUCCUGACGCUGCCGCUCCGCCUCACGCCCAUCGUCCUCAUCACUGCCCUGUCCUGCGCCAUCCACACACUGGUGCUGGGGGUCACCAUCGCGCAGCAGCAGCAACAGGACCUGCAGGGGGCAGCACUGGGGAGACAGCUCCUGGCGAACAUCGUAAUUUACCUGUGUGCCAUCACAGUGGGCAUCAUGUCCUACUACAUGGCUGACCGCAAGCACCGCAAGGCCUUCCUGGAGGCACGGCAGUCCCUGGAGGUGAAGCUGAACCUGGAGGAGCAGAGCCAGCAGCAGGAGCGCCUCCUGCUGUCCAUCUUGCCAAAGCACAUUGCUGACGAGAUGCUGCAGGACAUGAAGAAGGAGCCCAGCCAGAAGGAGAUGCAGCAGUUUAACACCAUGUACAUGUACCGGCAUGAGAAUGUCAGUAUCCUCUUUGCCGACAUCGUUGGUUUCACACAGCUGUCUUCAGCUUGCAGUGCACAGGAGCUGGUCAAACUGCUCAAUGAGCUGUUUGCUCGUUUUGACAAGCUGGCUGCUAAAUACCAUCAGCUGAGGAUUAAGAUUCUGGGAGACUGUUACUACUGCAUCUGCGGGCUGCCAGACUACCGCGAAGACCACGCCGCCUGCUCCAUUAUGAUGGGCCUGGCCAUGGUGGAGGCCAUCUCGUACGUGCGGGAGAAGACGCAGACGGACGUGGACAUGCGAGUGGGGGUGCACUCGGGGACCGUCCUGGGGGGCGUGCUGGGACAGAAACGCUGGCAGUACGACGUCUGGUCCACCGACGUCACUGUAGCCAACAAGAUGGAGGCAGGGGGAAUCCCAGGGCGUGUCCACAUCUCUCAGAGCACCCUGGAGUGCCUGCAUGGGGAGUUUGAUGUAGAGCCCGGGCACGGAGGCGACCGCUGUGACUAUCUGAAGGAGAAGGGCAUCGAGACUUACCUGGUGGUGGUCCCCAAGAGCCCUGUGUGCAGGAACGGCAUAAACGGCGUGCUGUCUGUCACGUCGUCCAAUGGGAACUCUCCCCUGCUGAUCAACACCACCGAGUGCAACGGGAGCGUCCACACAGCCUGCACCACACCAGAGGAGCCGGAGGAGCUGGACACACGGGUGGUGAACCCCUCCUUCCCGAAUCCGAGGCGUCGGCUGAGGCUUCGCGACCUGGCGGAGAGGGUGAUUGACGCACAGGAGAACGAGCAGGAGCUGAACAAACUGCUGAACGAGGCACUGCUGGAGAGAGAGACCGUGCAGGCUCUGAAGGGCACGCACACGAACCGGCUGUCCUUGCGCUUCGUGGACCCGGAGCUGGAGACCCGCUUCUCAGUGGAGAAGGAGAAGCAGAGUGGCGCCGCGUUCAGCUGCUCCUGCGUGGUGCUGCUGUUCACCGCGGCCAUGGAGGCGCUCAUCGACCCGCUAUUGAUAGUGAACUACGUGACCCUGGUUAUCGGGGAGGUCUUGUUGCUUAUUCUCACUGUCUGCUCAUUGGCUGCCAUCUUCCCCAGGGUUUUCCCCAAGAGGCUAGUGUCCUUCUCCACAUGGAUUGACCACACGCGUUGGGCGCGUAACACCUGGGCCAUGGCGGCCAUCUUCAUCCUGACCAUGGCUGACAUGGUGGACAUGCUGAGCUGCCUGCAGUCCCCUGCCCUGACGCGGAACAGCAGUGCAGCAGCUGCACAGGGCCUGAGCGGGGAGGGGGGCUGUGUGGAAAACCCUAAAUACUACAGUUACAUCGCUGUGCUGGCACUCCUUGCCACCACCAUGCUGGUGCAGGUCAGUCACAUGGUCAAACUCACUCUCAUGCUCCUCAUCACCGCGGCAACCGGAGUGGUCAACAUCUACAGCUGGAGGGACAUUUUUGACCAGUACGACCAGGUCCGCUUCAAGGAGUAUAGGGACUCUCUGGUUCCCUCCAAAUACGCCAUGACAGUGAUGGUCUUCAUCAUGAUGAUCAGCUUUUAUUACUUCUCCCGCCAUGUGGAGAAGCUGGCACGUACACUGUUCCUGUGGAAGAUGGAGGUCCAUGACCAGAAGGAGAGGGUGUACGAAAUGAGGCGCUGGAACGAGGCGCUGGUCACCAACAUGCUGCCCGAGCACGUGGCCAGGCACUUCCUGGGCUCCAAGAAAAGGGACGAAGAGCUGUACAGCCAGUCCUAUGAUGAGAUCGGAGUGAUGUUCGCCUCCAUCCCCAACUUCUCGGAUUUCUACACAGAGGAGAGCAUCAACAAUGGGGGCAUCGAGUGCCUGAGGUUCCUCAAUGAGAUCAUCUCGGACUUUGACAGUCUUCUGGAUGAACCCCAGUUUCGCUGCAUCACCAAGAUCAAGACCAUUGGGAGCACCUACAUGGCAGCAUCGGGUGUCACACCAGAUGCAAACACCAAUGGCUACACUUGCCUGAAGAAGGAGGAGCUUUCAGAAAAAGAGCGUUGGCAGCACCUGGCAGACUUGGCUGACUUCGCCCUGGCCAUGAAGGUCACCCUCAUGAACAUCAACUACCAGUCCUUCAACAACUUCAUGCUCCGCAUUGGGCUGAACAAGGGGGCAGUGCUGGCGGGAGUAAUCGGUGCUCGGAAGCCUCACUACGACAUCUGGGGGAACACUGUCAAUGUGGCCAGCCGCAUGGAGUCCACUGGAGUCAUGGGCAACAUUCAGGUGGUGGAGGACUGCUAUGUCAUCCUGAAGGAGUAUGGAUUCCGCUUUGUUCGACGAGGGCCCAUCUUUGUGAAGGGGAAGGGGGAGCUACUGACAUAUUUCCUGAAGGGGCGGGACAAGCAAGGAUCCUUCAUUAACGGCUCCUCUGUCACUCUGCCCCACCAGGUGGAGGACAGCUCCUGACCCACAUACACUGUCAGACACACAUGCUGACACACAAACACACACGCACACACUCUCUCACACAGC